Messenger RNA from Macroventuria anomochaeta, 764 nucleotides. RefSeq lists its product as uncharacterized. Gene Ontology annotation, molecular function: ATP binding; protein kinase activity. Lineage: Eukaryota; Fungi; Ascomycota; Dothideomycetes; Pleosporales; Didymellaceae. The coding region runs from base 99 to 512 and encodes 137 amino acids. Gene Ontology annotation, biological process: protein phosphorylation. The record is from RefSeq and is a predicted model, not a curated record. The transcript has a single exon.
GCUGAGAGCCAACCUAAGCGAAGACUUCUCCAACAGUCCGAAGGCACAGGGUUAGAUCGGUACAGAGGCCCUCACAACAUUUUUCGGCUACAUUUCGAAUGCGGUCUCAUUCAUACAUGCCCACAAUAUCAGGCAUAUGGACUUCAAACCAAGCAAUUUACUGGUUCGACCCACCAACAUGGAGAACGACUGUUUUCCCUACCUACAAGAUAUACGUGGCAGAUUUUGGGAUUGAUCGAGCUUACAAGUCUGCUGCAGAGUCCGAGACUGACCCAAGAAUUUCCUUGUUCACUCCCUGUUGUACGGCGCCUGAAGUCGUAGAACAAGAGAGGAGAGGCUUCAGUUCCCACAUCUUCUCUUUCGGCUGUGUGUUUGUGGAGAUGAUGGCUACAAUACUAUCGUCUUCGGUCUAUGACGAGUGGAAGAGGCUCAGGAUGCUGUUCCGCAACUGCGUUGGCAGCAGUGAGUCACCAGCGUUCCCCUAUUACAUGAACAUCGAGGAGAUCUGUUAAUGGCUUGGAGAAGCUUGUGAGCGAAGUGCCAGGAACAACCGCUGGCAUCAAGUAUUGAGAAGGAUCGAUACAAAGUUUUUGGACCUGCUUCCAAAGAUGUUACAUUCCAAGCCCGAGCAUCGUCCCACUGCAGGAGAGCUUAAAGAAGCCACUCGCUCAUUGCAACGUGCGCACUGAAUACUGGUCCUGAGCCCUCCGAGGCCGCAGAGACGACUACGUACUAAUGCGAAAACGUCACCUCAUCCGGAAGUG